AUGGAGAUUCUGCUGUCUUUCCUCUUGCUUCUCUUUUUCCCUGUUCUCUUGUCGUUAAUCUUCGUGAAGAAGAACAAAUACUUGAAAAUAAAUCUUCCUCCGAGCCCACCAAAGCUUCCGUUCGUCGGAAACCUACACCAGCUCAAAGGAUUAGCUCGCAGAUGUCUUCACGAUAUCUCCAUGAAACACGGACCCGUGACGAUUCUCCGUCUAGGAUCUGUCCCAACAGUCGUGAUCUCAUCAAGUGAAGGAGCUGAAGAAGCUCUUAAAACGCAUGAUACUGAGUGCUGUACACGACCUGUCACUAUCGCCUCAAGGGUUUUCUCGCGUAACGGUAAAGACAUCGGCUUUGGGGUAUACAAUGAGUCCUGGAGAGAGCUGCGUAAGCUUGCGGUUCGCGAGUUUUUCAACGUAAAAAAGGUUAGAUCUUUCAAGUACGUUAGAGAGGAAGAGAAUGACUUGAUGGUCAAGAAACUGAGAGAAUCAGCUUUGAAGCAAUCUCCGGUUGACUUGAGCAAAACUCUUUAUUACCUAGCUGCGAGUAUAGUAUUCAGAACCGCCUUUGGACAGAGUAUCUUAGACAACAAGCAUAUCAACAAGGAAAGGAUCGAAGGAUUGAUGUUUGAAGCUCAGAGAAAUAUGGCUUUCUCAUUCACUGAUUUCUUCCCCACUGCUGGUCUUGGAUGGUUUAUGGACUUUGUGUCAGGCCAACAUAAGAGACUUCACAAUGUUUUCUCCGAGCUUGAUACUUUUUUUAAUCAGAUAAUUGGUGAUCAUCAGUUGAAGAACUUCACACAAGAUCGUCCUGAUUUCAUCGACUCCGUCUUAGAAAUUAUACAUAAACAAGAACAAGAUGAGUCUUUCAAGCUCACCAUUGAUCAUCUCAAAGGAAUCUGCCAAAAUAUAUAUCUUGCUGGAGUAGACACAAGCGCCAUCACCAUGAUUUGGGCAAUGGCAGAGCUCGUUAGAAACCCUAGAGCAAUGAAAAGAGUUCAAGAAGAGAUCCAAGCUUGCAUUGGAAUCAAAGAAAAGGAGAGAAUCGUGGAAGAAGAUCUCGGUAAGCUUCAAUACUUGAAGCUUGUGGUGCAAGAAACCUUAAGACUACACCCAGCAGCUCCUCUGUUACUCCCAAGAGAAACAAUGAGUCAAAUCAAGAUUCAAGGCUACGACAUUCCGCCAAAAACCAUUCUACUGGUUAACGCUUGGUCGAUAGGACGGGAUCCUAGACACUGGAAAGAUCCAGACGAGUUUAUCCCGGAGAGGUUUAUCGAUUGUCCUGUGGAUUACAAAGGACAUAGCUUUGAGAUGUUGCCAUUUGGCUCUGGUCGGAGGAUGUGUCCAGGAAUGGCGUCAGGUAUUGCGACCAUUGAAUUGGGGCUCUUGAAUUUGCUUUACUUUUUCGACUGA
Molecule: messenger RNA, 1407 nt
Organism: Microthlaspi erraticum
Lineage: Eukaryota; Viridiplantae; Streptophyta; Magnoliopsida; Brassicales; Brassicaceae
Source: the annotation of a GenBank genome assembly